AUGCACUCUAAACAUUCAAAACUAUUUGAAUCAGGUGCAGAGCCAAUUAAAAGAGAAAUACUAGAAUCAUACUUGAUUUAGGGUAAAAAACAUAAUUCUAAUGACGAUUCAUAAUUAAGAGAACAUAUUGAAAAAUUAACUAAUGAAGUAGCUGCAAUAAAAAAAUCAGUUGCUACUAAAUAAAAUGAUAAAGCAAUAUAAUGUGAAGACAGAAAUUAUGAAUUAAUGAAUUCUCUUUUAAAAUAAAAAGAUAAAUCAAUAGAGUAAUAUGAAAGACAAAUCUUGAGUUUUAAGAACAUAAUCAUAUAAAUCGAUCAUUAGAAAAAGAAACUACUAAAUAAAUUAGAAAUAUAAGAUCCAAUGAAGAGUAGUCAAGCUAUAUUGAUAUCUUAAUAAAAUUAGAUAUUAUUUGAUAAAUAAAUGAUUUGUAAAAGUCAACAAACGGAAGUUGAUUUUGGAAUAAAAUUUAUUUAAAACUCUGUUACUGAAGAAUAAAAUUCUAAAUCAAUAUAGACUAAUUCUAAAGUUUAUAGUGAGAUAAAUAUGUUAACUUAAGAUGAAAUACAUAAAGAGAUAGAGUAAUAUAAGAUUAUUUUAAGAGAGUAUGAUUAAGAAAAUAGAAAAUUAAAAAAGUAAAUCCAAUAAUUACAACAUUCAAAGAUUAAGGUUGAUUAGGAUACUUAAACAAAUUUAAUUCAAUUUUAGAAAGCAUUAUAAACUGAAGAUGAUUUAAAGAUUGAACUUGAAAAAACAAUUAAAGAGUAUUAAUAAAGUAUAGAUGUUCUUAAUUUAAUAAAAAAACAAUUCAAUUAAUAGACAUUAGAAUUUAAUAUAUUGAAAAACUAAUAUGAUUCAUUAUUAAGUGACUAUUAUUUUAUUUAAUCAGAAAACAAAUCAAAUGAAAAAACUAUAAAUUAAUUAAAUGAUGAAAUUGAAUAAUUGAAAUUGGGUUUAUAAACAAAAGAAUUUAGUAUAAGCAGUGCUGAUACACUUACUUCUCCUAAUGAUUCAUUAAGAAGUUAUAAGAAAAUGGGUUCUAAUGUAAAAUUGAAUUUUGUGAAUUCAACAUACUUUAAUCCAUAAAAUAUUGAUGAAUUAAUAUUAGUCUAAUAAGAGAAUUAGAUAUUGAUGUUAAAAAUAUCAGAAUUAAAAUAACAAUUAUUAGAAUUUUAAAGAAAUCAAAAAAAUCUGUAUGAGGAAAUUAAUUAGAAAGAUGAUUUAAUUAAUACUUAGUAAUAAGAAUUAUAGGAAUAUAGAAAAGAUUAAAUAGAUUUUAAGAGAAGAAUGGAAAAUGUGUAAAAAUUAGAAACUAAAUUGAUGGGGUAGGAGAAUGGAUAUAUAAUGGAAAUAUAAGAUUUGUAAUAGAAUAUGAUGAAGUUGAAUUAAGAAUAUGUAGGUUUGAAGAUUAUUAAUCAAACAUUACAUAAAUAAAUAGAGAAAUAUUAGAAUAAAGGAUUAUUGUUAUAGCAUUAAAAAUGA
Molecule: messenger RNA, 1479 nt
Organism: Paramecium pentaurelia
Lineage: Eukaryota; Ciliophora; Oligohymenophorea; Peniculida; Parameciidae
Source: the annotation of a GenBank genome assembly